Acanthosepion pharaonis is the source of this 1206-nucleotide messenger RNA. Lineage: Eukaryota; Metazoa; Mollusca; Cephalopoda; Sepiida; Sepiidae. The record is from the annotation of a GenBank genome assembly.
AUGUCCCAACAAUACGCAUGGACGACUACUAGUUCAAAGAUUCUUUUUUUUUUUUUUCAUCUUUUACCUAAUCCUUUUAAAAAAUUCUCCCUCGCCACCUAUUUCCUCUACACCUCACUCACUCUCAAUUUUUCCACCACUCUCCAGUUUCUCUCAACUUCUCCCCACUUCUUUCACACUCUCUGCUUUUUUUUUUUUUCACUGUACACUUUUUUCUUGCUCUCUGUUCACUUUUUUCUCACUCUCUUUCUACUCCUUUUUACUGCCCACUUUUUUCCGAACCCUUUCUCUGCUUUGUUUUACUGUCCACUUUUUUCAAACCCUCUCUCUGCUUUUUUUACUGUCCACUUUUUUCAAACCCUCUCUCUGCUUUGUUUUACUGUCCACUUUUUUCGAACCCUCUCUCCACUUUGUUUUACUAUCCACUUUUUUUUAACUCUCUCUACGCUUUUUUUUACUGUCCACUUUUCCUCUCUCUACUUUUUUUUUUCUCAACCUCUCUCUACCUUUUUUUACUGUCCAACCUUUUUUUUUUUUAUAUUCCAAACUCUCUCUACGCUUUUUUUACUGUCCACUUUUUUCAAACUCUCUCUACGCUUUUUUUACUGUCCACUUUUUUCACAGUCUCUCCGCUUUGCUUUACUGUCCACUUUCCAUACUGUACUUCUGCUUUGUUUUACUGUCCACUUUCCGCAUUGUCUCUCCGCUUUGUUUUACUGUCCACUUUUCUCACUAUCUCUCUGCUUUUUUUUACUGUCCACUUUUUCACUUGCACUUUUUUACUCUCUCUCUCUCUGUUUUUAUAUUUUUACUGUCCACUUUCUCACCUUCUCUCUGCUUUUUUUACUGUCCACUUUUCUCACUAUCUCUCUGCUUUUUUUUACUGUCCACUUUUUCACUUGCACUUUUUUUACUCUCUCUCUCUCUGUUUUUAUAUUUUUACUGUCCACUUUCUCACCUUCUCUCUGCUUUUUUUACUGUCCACUUUUCUCAGUCUCUCUCCACUUUCUCCUAUCCAUUUCUAUUUCUCUUUUCUCCUUUUCACAUUUCUCUCUGUUUUCAUCUUCAAAACAUUCUCACAUUCUCUCCCACUUUAAUUUUUUCUUCUUUCUCUUACAUUUCUCUUCCCUUCUCUGCUUCUCUUACUCUCCCUCUUUUCUUUUUCUCACAUUUGCUCUCUUUUUCACAAAUAACACCUUCUCAUAA